This is a messenger RNA of Ailuropoda melanoleuca (giant panda), 1662 nucleotides long. RefSeq names its product purinergic receptor P2Y11 (gene P2RY11). The record is from RefSeq and is a predicted model, not a curated record. The coding region runs from base 158 to 1375 and encodes 405 amino acids. Gene Ontology annotation, molecular function: G protein-coupled ATP receptor activity; neurotransmitter receptor activity. Gene Ontology annotation, biological process: calcium-mediated signaling; G protein-coupled receptor signaling pathway. Gene Ontology annotation, cellular component: plasma membrane. The transcript is spliced from 2 exons. NCBI's taxonomy places the organism in Eukaryota, Metazoa, Chordata, Mammalia, Carnivora, Ursidae.
GACGCUGCCGGGGCGGUUGAGCCAGGUGGAGGUCCCGGGGCCUGGCACCUGCAGCUCACCCCACCCAGGACUGAGGGGGGGCGGCUGGUGCGCAGGAGGUGGAGGGGAGGGAGUUAAUCACGUCUGGACAGGGACUUCCUCCCAGAGCAGAGAUGGGAUGGGGAGGCCGAAGUGUGGCGGGGCAGGCAGUCUGGGGCGGGGGAGGGGUGCUGCAUCUCGCACGGAGCCAGUGGCACGGAGCCUGCCGGACAGACUGGAAACAGGCUGUUUCCCUGCAGUUGAGGCAGUUGGUGCUAAGUCCUGCCCAGCCAACUUCUCGGCAGCUGUUGACCGCAUCCUCAGUGGCUUCCAGGAAGACUUUUUGUGGCCCCUGCUGGUGGCUGAGUUCCUGGUGGCCGCGGCCAGCAACGGCCUGGCCCUCUACCGCUUUGGCACCCGGGAGCAGCGCCCGUGGCACCCAGCCGUGGUCUUCUCGGCCCAGCUGGCCAUCAGCGACCUGCUCUACGGCCUGACGCUGCUCCCACUGGCUGCCUACUUCUACCCGCCCAAGAACUGGCAGUACGGGGAGCUCGCCUGCCGCCUGGAGCGCUUCCUCUUCACCUGCAACCUGCUGGGCAGUGUCGUCUUCCUCACCUGCAUCAGCCUAAACCGCUACCUGGGCACUGUCCACCCCUUUUUCACCCGCAGCAGCCUGCGGCCCAAGCAUGCCUGGGCCAUCAGCGCCGCUGGCUGGGCACUGGCAGCCCUGCUGGCCGCGCCGACGCUCCGCUUCUCCCACCUGAAGAGGCCGCUGGAGGCAGGCGGCUGUACCUCGGUCAGGCCCGAGGCCUGCACCAAGUGCCUGGGGACCGCGGAUGACCACCAGCUCGAGGCCUACAGAGCCUACAGCUUGGUGCUGGCGGCGCUGGGCUGCGGCCUGCCGCUGGUGCUUACCCUGGGGGCCUAUGGCGCCCUCGGGCGGGCUGUACUGCGCAGCCACGGCAUGACGGCAGCCGAGAAGCUGCGCGUGGCAGUGCUGGUGGCCAGCGGCCUGGCCCUCUAUGCCAGUUCCUACGUGCCCUACUAUGUCACACAGGUGCUCAAUGUGUACGCCCGGCAGCGCUGGAGGGCCCGCUGCCCGGCCUUUGCCAGCGUGGAUGAGGCCACAGCAGCCCUGGAUCAGAAGACCUAUGUGAGCCACCAGGCCAUGCGUGGCCUCAUGCCUGUGGCCAUCUGCGUCCACCCACUGCUUUACAUGGCGGUGGCCCCCAGCCUGGGCUGCUGCCACCAGAGCUGCCUCGGCUGCAGGGGGAGCCGAACCCCAGAGGACGCUGGGAGCUCUGGCCAAGUCCUGCCCCUCAAUGUCACAGCCACUCCCCAAACCGUGGGGCCCUAGGCCCCUGAGGCCACAACCUGACAUUCUGAGCUGCCACCUCCUCACCACAAGGCACUGGGACCAGCAGAAUAGGGGCCGAGAGCCCGGGAGGCCCCUGGCCCUGAACCGCCAACGGGCCCCAAAUCACCACUGCUUCCCUUACAGAAAGACCCACUGGGGGACCGGCAAGUGCCCAGGCCACAGCGGCUGAAUUUCUGCCCACAGCACUGACCCGGGGAGGGCUGGCCCCACUAGCCACAGAGCAGGUGACCUCUGUGAAUAAUGUGAAUAAACGAGACAGCAUGUGA